This is a messenger RNA of Lytechinus pictus (painted urchin), 5192 nucleotides long. RefSeq lists its product as uncharacterized. Gene Ontology annotation, molecular function: protein binding. Gene Ontology annotation, biological process: protein homooligomerization. NCBI's taxonomy places the organism in Eukaryota, Metazoa, Echinodermata, Echinoidea, Temnopleuroida, Toxopneustidae. The record is from RefSeq and is a predicted model, not a curated record. Bases 89 to 1120 code for a protein of 343 amino acids. The transcript has a single exon.
AUCUGUUUAAUGAAACCGUUCAAAUCAGUUGCUCUUUCGACAUUCUGUACAAAGCAUCAGCAAAUGAAACACAGCUCCUUUAUCCAGCAUGGCUGAUGAACACGAAGUCAGCAGACAAGAUAACUAUGUUGGCUUGAAUGUUGGUGGAAAGAUCUUCAAGACCUCUCGUUCCACGUUGUUAUGUAUUCCUGGCAGUUUCUUUUCGAGCUUACUAGAAGGCUCCGUCCCAUCGGCUAAAGAUGACCAAGGGAAUUUUCUUAUCGACCAAGACGGUAAAAUAUUCCGCCACGUCCUCAAUUUCCUGAGGUAUGGCAAACUAGUGCUACCAGAAGGCUUCGGUGAGUACAGUCUCCUCGAAUGCCAGGCAGAUUUUUUCCAGCUUGAGAAACUCUCAGAGUAUAUCGAGAGACAUGUGUCGAUGAUGUCAGUUGGACUCAUGUUUCCAGAUGGAAAGAUUUUCUAUACCACUAAGGAUAUCUUAUUGAAAGAGGAAAAGUCAUUCUUUACCAAGAUGUUGAGUGGAGAAGCUGUCGUUCCUAGGGACUUCCAGGGAAUCUACAUCUUGAAAAGGGGUGACAGCAAAGUGUUUCAUCAUAUCAUUAACUACCUCGAAAAGGGUGUAAUUUUCGACCCACUCAACGAAAAUGAAUUGGACAGUCUCGAGAAGGAAGCCAAACACUUCGGACUCCACUUAUUUGCAGAUCACUUAAAGAGUGUUCGGUUCAUGAUAUCGAGGCGAAGAGACGAAGGAUUACAUAUCCAUUUCUAUUACUGUGUGAAUUCCCCAUGUGUUGUCUACAAAACGCUCCAUGGCGGCUAUGAUAGGGAUUUGACCUAUUAUGGUUCAUGUGCAGACAAACCUGAUAAAACUCGUAAUUUAUUGCACAACCGAUCUACAGUAUAUAAAGGAAUGGAGUCUGGAGUUGUUGACAUGGAGAUCAUUAAUAGCACCAAGCCUGCUAGUUUAGGUGAUGUGAUGUCCUAUUUAGAAGAGAAAGGAGGACCAAAUCGCAUUCCUAGUAAGCCUAAACAGAGUCAUCUUAGCCAAGGCUGCAUCAGAUUAGAAGUCUUACCUAAUCCAAAUAUCAAUUUUUAUCCAAGACAGUAUCAUAAAACGUAAAAAUUACCAUAUGAUUGUGAUUUUUUGCAUGGUCAGCCCCCCCACUUUAUGCUCAGCCCCCACUUUGAAAAUCGUUCCGCGGCCCCUGUAUCACAUGAUAUUUCUAUCAAGAAAUAGGUAUAUAUCAUUUUCAGAUCAUCUCAUAUAAUCAAACGAAUAAUGGUUUUGACAAUUUAACAAACAAAAUUCAGUUAUAAUUCCACAAUUUGUUAUGGAAUUUUACUACCACAUGUGCACAGUAUCCCCAGUUACAAUAACUAUAAACCUGGGUUUAUUAAGUUAGGCCUUUUAAUGUGUUUGCGAACCGAUUUAAGCUUUGAAGAACAAUUCCGAGAAGUUGAAACUGACGAGUAAAGUACACUAAAAAAACACUGAGUAAAAUUUUUACACAAUAUUGAGUAGAAAGGGAACAUCAUGCAUGUUUGCUGGAUAUUUUCUUUUAUAUUGGGCUAUUCCAACGCAACAUUGCGUAAAAUUUACAAAAUAUUGGGUAUCCUUUUACCCAACAAACAUGCACGUUCCCAUUUUACCCAAUAUUGGGUAAACUUUUUUUAGAGUGUAUUAGCUCUACGGUACCUCUAUGAUGAAUCUAAGAAAAAAGACCCUUCCAAGAAGGAUCUACCUCGUGAGGAUCGAAGAAAAGACGGAUCAAUGCCGAUGUCGAAAACUUGGCUGGUCUUCGGCUAUCUUGUGCUGAUCUACACUUGGGUAUAUAUGCCGUUUAUCGGUCAUGCCGCUGACCCAUGAAUCUCAGUGAUGAAUCUUAAUGAUCAUAACCUCUUAUCCUAAGUAACUCAACUAAUGUAUAACUGUCUAAUCCGUAAUUAUGUAAUCCGUAACCAUAAAUUAAUUCGCCAACUAAAAUACAAAUUAUUGAAUGAGGUGGUGUAAUAUCUAUAGAAACUAAGUUCAAUUACAAUUCCUGUAAAUGUUUAAUCAUUCAAAAUAAAGAUAUCUCUUGACUUUCAUUAUAUUUCAUGACUAAACAGUUAUAAGCAAAUUGAACUGCAAACUAAGGACAUACAUGUAUGCAAAAGUGUUCGGUUAAGACUAUCUAGUAAAUCUCACUUUGGUUAACUUCAUCUCGGUAGAUGCUUUGAUAAAGCAACUAUUCAAAAUAUCGUAUAAAAUACACAUCAAACUCUUGUCCAAGAUAAUAAGAAAAUACAAAUAAUACAUAUAUAGCAACAUAGACAAGAGAUAGCAAAUGAAUUCUACAAUUAUUUUAUCCUACUUAUAGAACAUGAUUUUGUUAUACUACAAUGGAAUUGCCAAAAUGGUCUUAAUCUUAACACUAUCCAGAAAACCAUGUUGGUAUGGUAAUGUCAUGAUACACUAUGCUAUUCUGUAAUUAUUUUAUGGAAAUGGAAGAAGAUUCAUUUAUUUAAUUGCUGAUUCAUUCAUAAUUUGUUCUAAAACUUGCAUAUUUAAAUCCCUUAAAAGUUUCUGUAAAUAGAUAUUUCGCCGUAUUUGCUUGAAUUAUGCAGGAAUAAUGACCAUUUGUUCGUGGGAGAACUAUACUUUUUGGUGGACUCCUCAUUUCUUUAUAUAUAAUAUAGAUUUCGAUUUGAUUUUCUAUAACCUAUUAUUUUGUAAAUAUAUAUGUAUAGGCCUAAACCAUUCUAUUUUAUGGAAAUAGAAUAAAAGUCUUGAAUUGCGAAUCUUGAACUUUUUCUUACUUUAAAAAAAAUAUAUGGGGACAUUGCAGAAAGAGAUGCGAUCGAACGCAACUAUAACAAUCAAACGCGACUACAUUUUCAACCAACCAGAAGCACGUAUUCUGAACUUGCGUUUCAUUCUUUGACUUGCAUUUAAACACAAUACUUUCUGCAACGUGCCCGUGUAGAGAAUGGCCCGUAUUCUGAAGUCAGGUUUAAAUUAGACCAUGGUCUAACUCUGUGCUAAAAUUAUGGGAAGCCAUAAGUGUCAUAAAUCUUUAUCAAGUUUUAUUUUUCUUAUGUUUACUGUGCUCUUUCCUGAUUCAUCGAUGGUGAAGACAAUCAUAUAUUUAUACUUCCUAGACAAUUAUGAAUGAUUUGAGAGCCAAAUGAGCUGAAUGAUUUAUGUAACAAUUGGCUAUCCAUACUUAAUUCAUAACUUUAAACCUGAGUUUAAGUUAAACCCGACUUCAGAAUACGAGCCUAUAUGUGUUUGAAAUCCAAUAUUCUUCAUUUACAUUUACAAAUGGAAAGAAAUAUGUUAAAGAAAGAGAACUCCCGAAAAGAAUUGCGAAUCUUGAACUUUUUCUUACUUUAAAAAAAAUAUAUGGGGACAUUGCAGAAAGAGAUGCGAUCGAACGCAACUAUAACAAUCAAACGCGACUACAUUUUCAACCAACCAGAAGCACGUAUUCUGAACUUGCGUUUCAUUCUUUGACUUGCAUUUAAACACAAUACUUUCUGCAACGUGCCCGUGUAGAGAAUGGCCCGUAUUCUGAAGUCAGGUUUAAAUUAGACCAUGGUCUAACUCUGUGCUAAAAUUAUGGGAAGCCAUAAGUGUCAUAAAUCUUUAUCAAGUUUUAUUUUUCUUAUGUUUACUGUGCUCUUUCCUGAUUCAUCGAUGGUGAAGACAAUCAUAUAUUUAUACUUCCUAGACAAUUAUGAAUGAUUUGAGAGCCAAAUGAGCUGAAUGAUUUAUGUAACAAUUGGCUAUCCAUACUUAAUUCAUAACUUUAAACCUGAGUUUAAGUUAAACCCGACUUCAGAAUACGAGCCUAUAUGUGUUUGAAAUCCAAUAUUCUUCAUUUACAUUUACAAAUGGAAAGAAAUAUGUUAAAGAAAGAGAACUCCCGAAAAGGGUGUGAAAUAGCAUCCAAUACAUGAAUUCCUGUUUCGGGUGUAAAAUCUGACAUUUUAUUGGUUAAUCAAAAUUAGUAUAUACACUGUAACAACGCUGUGUAGAAUUUUAGGCACGUUGCUUGAGUCCGUCACUCUAACAACUAUUGUUUAAACUUUUUAUGCAAACAACUGUUCAAAUUUUUCAAACAACUGUUUUAACUAUUGAAACAACUUUUAAGCUUUUUAAACAGCUGUUUAAACACGUUGUUUAAAAAGUUUAAACAACUUGUUGUUAGAGUGACAAGCUUAAACAACGUGCUAUUUGUUUUACUGUGUACUUCAAACCCCGUUAAUGGUAUCUUUCAGAAGGCUAUUUAGAAAUUGAACACAAUAAUAAAUCCAACUUAUUUACUCUAUAAACUGAUCAGAUAUUGUUUAAAUUUCAAAGACAAUGUUUGAAAUUUAAAUAGCAAUGUUCAAUAUAAAACAUUAGAACACUUGAUAAAUGUUUCUGAAAUAUUUUUUUUUAAUGUCAAACAACAACCGUGAGUUCAUAUUGUAAAUCAAGUUAUAUAAAAUUUUAUACCUGUUGUUAGUUGAUAUACCCCCUUGGAAUUUUCCUCAAACAUCAACAACAUUUGGGAAGGCCUAUUUGUUCUCACAACAGGAUAUGGCCCUGUAUUCCCAUUCCUGUCAUAAUGUUACGUGUUGAGCGGUCAGCUGCUCAAACCAAUUACAGCCGCAAAAUACGCUACGUGUGGGACUGUGAACGACCUGGUCCAGACUUUUAACCUGACCUAGGGGCCAUAAUUACAACAGGGGACGGUCUGGUACUUUAUUACUGUCAUUACUAGGUACACAAAUAGACUAAUUAAUUGACAGAUAACUAAUUUUCAAGACUCCACGCUUAUUUGCACGAGAAUGCAAGGGGGUAAAAAGUUAGAAAUAAAAUAAAUUAGUAAGCAAUAUAAGAGAAAAGAGGGAAAGUGAUUCAUAGAUAGCGCGGUGCUCAUAUAAUUUAUGAGUCAGGCAAAUCAAAGCAAUUGCUGGUGAUUUCUUUUCAGAGUCUAUAUAUAGCAUUCUAAGAUAAAACAUGUAUCAAAAUGUAACUUGUAUGUAUCUCUCAAUAUGUAACUUGUAUGUCCCUUCGUUCAGUUAAGUUAUCUUCAAUAAAUUUGUCAUGAAAUGUCAUAGAAUUUUACUUAUCAUUUUGAGUAUGUAUUAUUUUGAACAUGUAUUUACACUGUUAUAUCACCUUUUUAAACGGAAAUAAAUAAAUCUAAAUGUAAUCUAAA